Molecule: messenger RNA, 1051 nt
Organism: Coffea eugenioides
Lineage: Eukaryota; Viridiplantae; Streptophyta; Magnoliopsida; Gentianales; Rubiaceae
Exons: 3
Coding region: 18-611 (197 amino acids)
Biological process (GO): monosaccharide transmembrane transport
Cellular component (GO): membrane
Molecular function (GO): hexose transmembrane transporter activity
Source: RefSeq, a predicted model, not a curated record
CUACCCUCUGUAUUUCAAUGUUAGAAACUACUACAACUUCUGCUCUACAUCAACACCAAAAUUUCCCUCUUCUUUCAACAGCCAAAUCGACCCCAGCACUUGUCAUUCACAACUAUAAUUUAUCCAUCUCUAAAAAGAGGAAAAACCCAUGUUUCCAUUCCCUUUCUUGCUCAGACUACAAGAAGCGACUUCAAGUUUCAGCCACCAGAAAACAGCAGCAAGAACAGCAGCAAGAGCAGCAGGAAGAGCAGAAGCUGCUUUCUGGCUUAAGUGAUCAGAUAUGGAAUGGAAAAAAAUCACUUCAAGAAAAUGGUUCUGAUGAAGCAACUGAUUUAGGGUGGUUGCCUGCUUUUCCUUAUGCAUUGUUUGCUUCUAUGUUCAAUUUCCUCUUUGGAUAUCACAUUGGAGUGAUGAAUGGUCCUGUUGUCUCUGUUGCCAAAGAACUUGGUUUUGAAGGAAAUUCCUUUCUCGAAGGACUUGUUGUUAGUACAUUUAUUGGUGGUGCAUUUGUUGGAAGCAUUAGCUCUGGUUUUCUUGUGGAUAAACUUGGUUGUAGGCGAGCCUUUCAAGUUGACACAAUACCUCUUGUUCUUGGUGCAAUCAUCAGGUAAUUACAUGGACUCUAUUGGUGUUGCUGUUUAUUUUACCCUGGCAAUAUACUGGGGUAUUUCCAAUUUAAUCCUUUAUUAUAAUCGAAUUCGUUUUCUUGCUUAAAAUUAUGUCUGUGAUUUUGUUUGGUUUUCUUGUUUUUUGUAUUCAAUUUGUCCACCAAGCCAUACUGCCUUCUUGUUGGAAUAUCCAAAGAAUGGCAUUUUGGUGUGCUUCAAUUGUUUUCAAGAUUGACCACCUUUAAAUGCUCUCCAGAAUGUAUCUAAGUUGGUAUUUUGCAUGUCUUUACUGGGAAAGUAAGAUUGUCACCUCGAGAAGAUGAUAACAACCCUUCAAAAAAGUUGUAACAAUUGGUAAAAACAAAUGGGAAAGAAGUAUGUACGAAAUCAAUGAUCGCUCCUUGCAUAUAUGUCAUAUUUCAUCUGUGUGUUUUUGAAGUCAU